Molecule: messenger RNA, 1768 nt
Organism: Carya illinoinensis
Lineage: Eukaryota; Viridiplantae; Streptophyta; Magnoliopsida; Fagales; Juglandaceae
Product: xyloglucan 6-xylosyltransferase 2-like
Exons: 1
Coding region: 217-1584 (455 amino acids)
Biological process (GO): xyloglucan biosynthetic process
Cellular component (GO): membrane; trans-Golgi network; endosome
Molecular function (GO): UDP-xylosyltransferase activity; hexosyltransferase activity; xyloglucan 6-xylosyltransferase activity
Source: RefSeq, a predicted model, not a curated record
AAAGAAAAACAGAACAGUAGAGACAAAAGGUGUCGGAACUCACUCGGUUUUUCUCUACGUCUCUUCUGUGCCUUUCUUGCUUGUUCAGUUCCACCGAAUUUUCUCCCUAUUUACGAUUUCUGCCCAUCUAUCAAGGGCUCCUUUUGAAUUGGACCUUUCGUCUGAAUCGGUCGCGUCGCCAGCCAGUUCAAUUCGGCCAUUCUUAAUAGAAGGAAAAUGCUGGUGCGGUGCCUGGGGGCCCGCCGAGUCCGCCAGAUCCAGCGCGCGAUUCGACACAGCACCGUCACAUUCCUCUGCCUCUUCCUCACAGUCGUUGUCCUACGUGGCACCAUCGGUGCCGGUAAGUUUGGCACACCCGGGCAGGACUUCGAGGAGAUCCGCGACCACCUCUACUUGCGCGGCCGGCGCGUCGAGCCCCACCGAGUCCUCGAGGAGGUCCAGCCAGACUCCGAGUCCGACCAGUCCAACAACUAUGCCACCUUUGAUAUUUCGAAAAUCCUCGUCGACGACGAACCCGACGAUCAAAAGCCCGACCCGAACAAGCCAUACAGUCUCGGCCCGAAGAUCUCGGACUGGGACCAACAGAGAGCCGAGUGGCUGAGAAACAACCCGGAUUUCUCGAACUUCACCGGACCCAAUAAGCCUAGGGUGCUCCUGGUCACCGGGUCCUCUCCGAAACCUUGCGAAAACCCAGUCGGUGACCAUUACCUAUUGAAGUCCAUUAAGAACAAAAUUGAUUACUGCAGGUUGCACGGGAUAGAGGUUUUCUACAACAUGGCCCUUCUCGACGCCGAGAUGGCCGGUUUCUGGGCGAAACUUCCGCUGAUUCGGAAACUCCUGCUGUCGCACCCCGAAAUCGAGUUCCUCUGGUGGAUGGACAGUGACGCAAUGUUCACCGACAUGGCGUUCGAGGUCCCCUGGGAUCGCUACAAAGACCACAACUUCGUUAUGCACGGUUGGAACGAGAUGGUAUACGAUGACAAGAACUGGAUCGGUCUGAACACUGGUAGCUUUCUGUUAAGGAAUUGCCAGUGGUCGUUGGACAUUCUUGAUGCGUGGGCUCCGAUGGGACCCAAGGGAAAAAUCCGAGACGACGCAGGGAAGAUACUGACCAGGGAGCUCAAAGGUAGGCCGGUCUUCGAGGCCGACGAUCAGUCCGCAAUGGUGUAUUUGUUGAUGAAGGAGAGGUAUAAAUGGGGAGAUAAAGUGUAUCUAGAAAACGCGUAUUAUCUCCACGGUUAUUGGGGGAUUCUGGUCGAUAGGUACGAGGAGAUGAUAGAGAACUACCAUCCGGGGCUCGGUGACCACCGGUGGCCGCUGGUCACCCAUUUCGUGGGUUGCAAGCCCUGUGGGAAGUUUGGCGACUAUCCGGUGGAGAGGUGCUUGAGGCAGAUGGACCGGGCGUACAACUUCGGGGACAAUCAGAUUCUGCAGAUUUAUGGGUUCACGCACAAGUCCCUUGCUAGUAGGAGAGUGAAGAGAAUGAGGAACGAGACCAGCAAUCCGCUUGAAGCGAAGGACGAGCUCGGGUUACUUCACCCUGCUUUCAAGGCUGUCAAGGUAUCAACGUCUUCUUCAAUUUGAUCUUCACUGCCACAUUACCCUUCCUCUGUUCCGCAUUUUGUCAAGUUACUGAUACGAGUCAAUGUUGUAUCUUUUUCCAAGUAAUGUCAUCUUUUUUGCUUUCUUUUAAUCUUUUGUGAGUUAGUGAUCGAGAACUAGAAAUUGUAUUGAUUUUUGGAAGAAAUUAUAGCCGUUCUUACUUGUA